CUAUAACAAUUUUGACACUCAAUAGAAUUAUUGUAUUAGAAAGGAUCUGAUAGGGUGUGACCUCUCAUAAUAUAGCUCUAGCUAGUAUCUUAGUAGUCAGUUUAUUCAAAAUAAAGUAUCCAAUACACUAACAUACUUUACUGUAUGUCGAUCUUCAUUUGAUUUAUUUGCAGGUACAUUAUCAUUAUCAAUGGCUUGAAGCCAUAUUAACGUUCUUAGCACAAGUCCACAAAAUGCCAGAGUCAAAGGAGGAUUUAAUUAUUAAAUGAACAUGUAGUUUUCAAUUGAGAAAUGUUAUGCUGAUCAGAAAGCCUAUUGGAACAAUUAUUUUAAAUGUGGAAAGGUUUUUAUCAAAUUGAUAUUGAACAAUGGCUGAUGUGAAGAUGCUGAAAAAUGGAUUUAUAGUAAUAUUCAUUGUAUCAAUUUUGGUUCUUUUAAAAGACAUUUUCGUUGUUAAACCACAGAAAAAUCAGGAUAUAAUAUUUGAAACAGGGACAACAUUAGAAAAUAUGCACAACAGUAGCAGAACCUUUAAAAAUGAAAGUCUAAUAAAAGAACAUUCAAAUGCUGGCAAAAUCCUAAAUGAGACCAACAUGGACCUACCUCCUACAAAGAAAGCUGAUGAGACAAUUAUUAUGGGUGACCUUCAAGAGUUUCUUACAAAGAAUUCCAUAUUUGGGCUCAUGUAUCCUGAGACAUUUGAACAUGUACAAUUUGGUGCAAUCAUACACCUGAACAUCCCAAAUUAUGCAACAAACUUGAAAUUUGAUAUUCUUACUAUUUUUGAACAAACACUUCAACAUAAUAAUGUAACCUUUAUUAGAUUGGGAGAUACUGGAAAUAUUUCAGAUAUGGAUUCUAUUUUGAAUAAGAGGAAUACACCAGUCUUGUUUUCAAUGGAUAAUCCCUACAUUAACUUCUUUAAGGCAGGUUAUUCUACCCAACCAAUAUAUAUAGCAUUCCUGAUGGACCCCUAUGAAAGACUCCUAUCAUUUUACACACAAGAAAUGCAGCCUGACAACAUUACAAACAUCUACACACAGCUUAAGGAUUGUAUUGAAGACAGUGAUUGCAAAAAGACUUUAUAUGCCAGGGGAUUCCAACACUACGCACAUUGGUUCUGUGGAUCAGAUUCCCCAUGUAAUACCAAUUGUUUUUAUAGUGCAAAAGGUGCAUGUAAUGUUGCUAGAUACUUUGGAUUUGUUGGAGCAAUGGAAGCAUUUGAUAGUGCACUGUUGAUGCUCUCUGAGCUACUGAACAGAUAUUUCAACAAUAUCAAGAGAAUUUACCAAGAAAAUAUUGAUGUUAACCAGGAUGAAACAGAAAAACAGACAACAAAACCAAUCAAGAAAUAUGUUUAUGAAGUCGUAUUGAAUUUUUUGAAACCUGAUUAUGAAAUUUAUAACUUCGUCUAUGAUAGAAAUUCAAAAUGUUUACAUGCACUGGAAAGGUUAUAAAUGCAUUGCUACAGAAAGCGGUUUCACAAAUAUUAUCUCAUGCAGUACUGUAACAAAGCCAAAGCACUCAUUCAGGGGUUUCAUUAGCAACAGGCAAGAGAUGGUUUUCACCGGUUGUUUUCACAAAAUUGCCUGUUGUUUUUAGGGACUUUUCCAUGUUAAAUUUAUGAUUUUGCCUUUUGUUUUAAUUUAUUUAGUCUGUUGUGAGAAAUUCUAGUGAAACCCCUGUCAUAGAUUGCUUCAAAGUUUCGGUAAACUGUAAGUUGAGCACUGCUAUACUUAGAGCACUAUGAAGUCCAGUUACUCAUUAAUUCACUGUAAAAUGAACAUGAUGAACCUCUGCAUGGAACACAUCCCAAGUGGGAAAGUAUUGAGGUACCAAAAGUGUUUUACUUAUA
Molecule: messenger RNA, 1855 nt
Organism: Owenia fusiformis
Lineage: Eukaryota; Metazoa; Annelida; Polychaeta; Sabellida; Oweniidae
Source: the annotation of a GenBank genome assembly